Molecule: messenger RNA, 1923 nt
Organism: Strongyloides ratti
Lineage: Eukaryota; Metazoa; Nematoda; Chromadorea; Rhabditida; Strongyloididae
Exons: 3
Coding region: 1-1923 (640 amino acids)
Source: RefSeq, a predicted model, not a curated record
AUGAAUACAAAUUAUAUGUACCAAACAUAUGAUGGAUCACAGAAUCAAUAUCAAAAUAAUAUUGACCCUAGAAAUCGUCCAAAUUAUGUUAAUAUUCCUAAUAAUAAUAGAAAUAUUCAAUAUCAACAAACUGAUAUAAAUAAUCCAUAUAAUUAUGGUUUUAUAACUAAUCCACCACCUAUUAAUGGUUCUUUAAUGAUGAAUCAAUGUCCACCAAAUUUACAACAAAAUAAUAAAGACAACGUAAAUAUGCAAUUUACAAUUAACAAAGGAGCGGCAAAUGUACCAAGUCAUUUAUCAUCACCAUACCGUCGUCAGGACAAUAAAAAUAAUUCGGGUUACACAAAUAAAAAUAAAAAUUCAUCAUCCACUAAAUCACCAAUAAAUGAUAAUUGGAAUUUAGAAUAUAAUAUGUCACAAGGUGGGUGGAAUUCACAUAUGAAUGUUUCAAUGGGCGGAAUUAAUCAAUCUAAUAAUUGGGAAGAUAUUAAUAGACUUCCACCUCAAAAUUCUAAUAAUUACCGUAACAAUAAUAGAAAUAAUUUUCAUGAAGUUAAUAUUCAAUCAAAUACUAAUUCACAAUAUUCUCAACAACGUAAUGAUAUAAGAAAUAUUAAAUUUCCAACAAUUAAUCAACCUCCAAAUAAUCAUAAUAUAUCAUCUUGUAUCUCUAAUAAUGAUAUGAAUUCGGGUCAAUUUAAUCCACAACUUAAUCAAUACGGUGUUCCAGUUUCUCGUUCUAAUACUAAUUUUUAUAAUAAUUCACCGGUACCUAUAAAUACAGUUUCCAAACAAAAUGUUGGAUCAAAAGGUAAUAAAAAUUAUGGUGGUAGAAUAAAUUAUAAUUAUAAUAAUAAUCAAAAUACAAAUCGCAAUAUUGUUCCACAAAAUAGUGUACUUCCAGGAAAAGUUGGAAUAUUUAAUGUAUCAGAAGAUUCUUAUUGGAAGAAUCCUAAUGAAGAAAAUUUAAAAAAACAAAGAGAUAAUGGUACAUCAAUUUGGGGUGAUCCUGAAAAAAAUAAUUCUCUUCCAAUAAGAAGAUGGGGAAUUCCAAGUAUUCCUGAUCUUAUUGAAGGUAAUAGUUCAAUAUGUGACACUAAAAAUACUAAUGUUGGUUCAUGCAAGAUAAUUGUCGCUACUGGAUGGGGAGAUAUUGAGAAAAAAGAUGAUUUAAAAAAAAAUCCAAAAGAAUUUAAUAAAAUGUCUGAUGAAAGUAGUUUAUAUAAUCGAGAUGAAAAUCAUUGGUCACCAGGUAGCGGAAAAGGAAAUACUUUUGAAACAUUUAGUAAUAAUCAAGAUCAUGAUUGGAAUUUAACAGGAAAUACUAAUAUAUAUCCUGAUAUUAUUAGAGGAUUCCAAGGAAAUAAUGUUUCAACUCCUUCAGAUGAAUAUUCUUUAAAUUCCUCUUCACAGGAAUUACUUAAAAUAGCAGUUUCUAAAAAUCUGAUUAAUAAAAAUCUUAUUAAUAAGUUUUAUGAUCCACAAUCAACGGUGUUUAUGAAUAAUCUUCUUUCAUUAGUUUCUCAAGCAGUAAUGUUAGAUGAUAAGUUAGGAAGUACAAGAAGGCAUGAUAUGGAUCCAAAUGAUUUUGAACAAAAACAAAGGUACAAUUCAAUGAUUGUAGAGAUUGCUAAAGUUAAAAAUGAAAUAGAAACAUUGUCAGAAAAUGUAACCAAUAGAGCAUUUGGUAAUAAUAUAUCAGCUAAUAGUAAUCUUCCAUCAAAUUAUCUAAUUGCAAAUGUCCAUAAAGACAUUAAUUUUGCUGCCUUCACAGAUGAAUAUCUUUUUGAAAAUAUCUCCUCAACAACAAAUUUUCAUUUUGAUAGUGCCACUGCUGCUGUUAGUCGUUCAUUGGCCAAUCUUGAUAUAUCUGGAAAUGGUGAAACUCCUGAUCAUAUUUUACAUAAUGAUGUUUGGAAGUAA